GAAGAAAUCGGCAACUUUUCAAAAAUAGAAACUCAGAGAAAUUAUUUUUUUCCAUUUCAUUUCAAAACGCAGAGAAAAACCGCUUGAAGAAACGGCCACGAUGGAAGAGAGCGAAGAAAAAUGCGAGGAAAAUAACAGCAAGGCCAGCAUUUCAGAAGAACAGGGGACUGGUGUUCUACCAGUGGAGUCUUGUACAAUAUGCAUAAGUGAAAUGGUUGGGAAAUUUAUAGGUUCUCCUGAUAAAUGCCGUCAUCACUUUUGCGUCUCGUGUUUGAGAACUUGGUCCCACACACAGGCAGCGCUGACUACUUGUCCAGUUUGCAGAACAGAAUACACCAAUAUUGAAGUUCUAGAUCGUCUUUCGAAGAAAUGCAUCAAAAGUAUACCAGUCGUUGCCGGAUUGCGGAGAACCCUAAUGGUAGCAUUGCAUCGGCUGACGGACAAUUAA
Molecule: messenger RNA, 448 nt
Organism: Ceutorhynchus assimilis (cabbage seed weevil)
Lineage: Eukaryota; Metazoa; Arthropoda; Insecta; Coleoptera; Curculionidae
Source: the annotation of a GenBank genome assembly